This is a messenger RNA of Podospora pseudocomata, 1374 nucleotides long. RefSeq lists its product as uncharacterized. The coding region runs from base 1 to 1374 and encodes 457 amino acids. The transcript has 2 exons. The record is from RefSeq and is a predicted model, not a curated record. Gene Ontology annotation, molecular function: ubiquitin protein ligase activity. Gene Ontology annotation, biological process: protein polyubiquitination; protein monoubiquitination. NCBI's taxonomy places the organism in Eukaryota, Fungi, Ascomycota, Sordariomycetes, Sordariales, Podosporaceae.
AUGAGAUCACUGCAGGGGCGCGCCAAGACUCGUCCAGGUCCCUGCAGCCCAGCUUUAAAAGAUUCGCUGAAGGAGAGCAGCUCUCUCUAUGUAUUUAAUACAUACUUUGUACCUAGAUGCAAAUACAUUUUGUUGGGUGAACCUCCAGCACAAGUCAACAAGCCGACCGACACCCAUCACAACAUGGCAGAACCACCAAUACCCCUCCCAGACGACACCAACCCAGCCGACAUCAAAUCCCAAGUCCUCCAACUAACCCUCACCUCGAUCCAGUCCUCCGACAGCGACGAAAACCCCUGCGUCAUCUGCCUCGAAACCAUCACCUCCCCCUCGACCGCCCUCCCAUGCGGCCACUCCAACUAUGACUUCCUCUGCCUCGCCAGCUGGCUUCAGCAACGGCCCUUUUGUCCCCUAUGCAAAACAGGCGUCACCCAAGUCCGGUAUACCGACGCCGACACCCAAAACGAACACCUCUACAACGUCCCACCCAUAGCACCCACACCAGAACAACCUGUCCGGCAGACAGUCUCACGAGCGACCAACCCGGCAGACGUUCUCCAAUUGGGCCCAUUGGAUUUCGAGAGAUAUCUUUCCGGAGACGUCACCUCUAUCCAAGUCCCCCCAGUCCGGCGCAGCCUUCGCCGAAGACAGAGCAACCAUCAGCCACCACCACCACCCAGCACCCCCGACCAAGCCCUCCAACGACGCCAGCACAUCUACCGGCACAACCUCUUCUCUCUGCACAUCGGCUCCUCCCCCCACACAAGCUACUCUCCAUCCGUGCCCUCACCAGCCGUCCUCUCUUCCACCCCCCAUCUCCUAUCCAAAGCCCGCCUCUUCCUCCGCCGAGAACUGCAGGUCUUCUUCCCCCCAACUACGGCAGCUCCCUCAACGGGGGACAGCAUCCAUCAAAACAGGGAGUUUCUUCUCGAGUACGUAAUUGCCAUGCUCAAAACCGUCGACCUCCAGUCUCCAUCCGGAGCCACCCACGCCGAGAAUCUACUCAGAGAUUAUAUAACCCUACCCGACACAGGUGAUGACAGGACAGCACUCUUUUUACAUGAACUCAAGAACUGGAUGAGGUGGCGGGGCGAGCCACCAGGGAAUGUUAGUCUUGAGGGGUGGGAUAGGGGGGUGCAGUACCCUUCGCUUGAUGAGGGGAGGAAGCGUAGGUAUGAUCGCGGGGAGGAGGAUGACGAAGAAAGAGAGGGAAGGGGCUAUAGCUGGCAGGAUAAGGCGGGUGAUCACUGGAGGCCUGAUCCACCUCACUGCGGUCAGCACGGUGGAAGAAACGACAGCAGCAGGAGAAGAGGCGGUGUGGUGGGCAACGGAAGGGAAGAUGAGCGGUCUCGUCGUAGGAGGCAUGAUGUGUGA